This is a messenger RNA of Hymenoscyphus albidus, 839 nucleotides long. Lineage: Eukaryota; Fungi; Ascomycota; Leotiomycetes; Helotiales; Helotiaceae. The record is from the annotation of a GenBank genome assembly.
AUGCGGAAUCUACUUUUAAUAUAUUUGUUCAACCGCGUUCUGACAGUAAAACCAAGUGAAGAGUAAAAGCUAUAUUUGCUAUUGGUCUUCAUAUAAAAGAUUUAGUAAUAUUAGAAAAUAUUCAAGCUUGAUUUGGAGUUGGACGUAUAUAUAAAACAGUUGGAAAAGUUUAUUAUAGAAUAGAAACAUUUAAAGAUUUACAAGUUAUAAUAGAUCAUUUUAACCAAUAUCCUUUAGUAACUGCUAAGAAAUUAGAUUAUGAUUUAUUCAAAAAAAGUUUUAAUAUUAUAAAACAUAAUCAACAUCUGACUGAACAAGGUAUAUCCAAAAUAAUUGAACUUAAAAGUUCACUUAAUAAGGGAUUAUCUGAAAACCUAAAAGAGAGUUUCAGUAAGAUAAAUUUACUUGAAAGAGUAUAAUUUAAAUUCGAUGGAAUACCUAGUCCUUAUUGAAUAGCCGGGUUUGUAAGUGGAGAUGGUAGUUUUAAUAUAAAGGCUACAAAAGUCCGUACAGGGAAAAUACAAUUAAGAUUUGCGGUUAAUUUACAUAUUAGGGAACAAGAGGUAAUCAAAGGAUUAGCUAAGUUCUUUAAUUUUAAAGAUAAUAGUUAUAUUUAUUCUACUGAUACUUCAGUAGCAAUUCAAAUUGUAAAUACCUCGGAUGUCUUAAAUAUUAUAAUACCGUUCUUUGAUAAAUAUAAAAUCAAAGGAGCAAAAGAAUUAGAUUUCACAGAUUUUAAAAAAGCCGCUGAAAUUGUUAAACAUAAAGGCCAUUUAACUGAAGAUGGUUUAAACCAAAUUUUAGUAAUUAAAGAUAAUAUGAACUUAAAAAGAAAGUAA